CAUUCCAUAGAAAUCAUAGCGCUUAAUGAUCUGAGAAGUACACUUUCUGUACGCUCUCUUGAAAUUGCUGGACGGUACAAGAUCAAAUGUAAUGUGAAAUAGUAUAAUUAUUUGUUGAUAAGUUUAUUUAUAGUACACGGUUUGGUUAAUGAGCGUCGGUUACAAAAACUCAGAGAAGCCCUCAUCACCACCGGGAAAUUCAUCACUUUCAUCUUCCUGCUGGCUCAAUGGAUGGAAUGUGCUGUAAGAGUAGGCAUUUCUGGUCUGAAAGAGGAUUACAUUGAACUGGCAGUAUUACACAGAACACUGUUUUGUCAUAGUACAAAUGCAUAUUUUGAAGUUGUGCAUUGGAUGUGCAUCAUACUUUGCUGUUGUUCACUAACGUCAUUAUCUUCUCCGAAAUCACACUUAGAAUAACUAUGGUAGCUUGUUAGCAUUAGCACAGCUAACCGAGCCUGUUUAGCGCGUUCACCCAGUGCAAUGAUGGACUACACACACACAUCUGUUAAGCUAGCUUUAUUGAAUGUCGGAUACGAUGGAUAAUAUAAAACUCUACUUUUUCGAGUAGGUGUAUUUUGGGGGCAUUAUUUGUAUAUCUUUAGAUACGCAAGGUGGCAUUGUUGGUUAACAAUGGCGGCAUGUUGUAUUUAUCAUAACGUUAUUAGUACUGGACCUAGAACUAACGUAACGCUUUUAGAGGACGGCAACGCGCUAAUCCUUGAUGUUUUAACUAGUUGCUGUCUGUGUGAGUUAGGUGGUUGACUAGCGAGAUAGGUCCAGAUUCCCAAAACGGAGAGAAAUCAAAAAAAUUAUAGCCACAUCAUCGUGUUUCGUUUAAAUCAUGAACAAUUGCGAAUACCAGCAAAUCGACCCGCAGGCACUUUCAACGCCCAUACCAACCCCGACCCUACCGCAGCCAACCGUUGUUGUGGAGAAGGAGAAAAGGGAGAAGGCACGGAAAAAAUGGGAAGUUUUUCCGGGCAAGAAUCGCUUCUACUGCGACGGACGGAUCAUCGUGGCUGGACAAAGUGGUGUCCUUCCACUCACCAUCGGCCUCAUUCUAGUAACCACAGGACUGUUCUUUGUUUUCGACUGUCCCUUCCUGGUAAAGCACCUGACUGUGUUCAUUCCUGCCAUUGGAGGAGUGCUGUUUGUGUUCGUGGUCAUCUCUCUCCUUCAGACCAGCUUCACUGACCCUGGCAUCUUGCCCCGGGCCACGCCGGACGAGGCCGCCGAUAUUGAACGGCAGAUUGAUAGCUCUGGCUCUUCUUCCUACCGACCCCCUCCCCGCACCAAGGAGGUGAUGAUCAACCAGCAGGUAGUGAAGCUGAAGUACUGCUUCACCUGCAAGAUGUUCCGACCGCCGCGCACCUCCCACUGCUCCCUCUGUGACAACUGUGUGGAGAGAUUUGACCACCAUUGUCCCUGGGUGGGGAACUGUGUCGGGAAGAGGAACUAUCGUUUCUUCUACACCUUCAUCGUCUCUCUGUCCUUCCUUACAGCCUUCAUUUUUGGCUGCGUGGCCACACAUCUUGCACUGCGGGCUCAAGGAGGGAGAGGCCUGAUGUUUGCUCUUCAAGAGAGUCCGGCAAGUGCUGUGGAGCUGGUGAUUUGCUUCUUUUCAGUUUGGUCCAUUUUGGGCCUCUCAGGCUUCCAUACCUACCUGGUUGCUUCUAACCUGACCACAAAUGAAGAUAUCAAAGGCUCCUGGUCGGGGAAGAGUGGGGCUGAGGACACGGUGAACCCAUACAGCUACAACACCAUCAUUACCAACUGCUGUUCUGUACUCUGUGGGCCCAUGCCUCCCAGUUUGAUUGACAGGCGGGGCUUUGUGCCGGUGGAAGCGUCGUCCCAGACUUCGGCCACGGAGAUGGAGCUGCCCAUGCUGCCUGUUAAGAAGGAGACGAAUGUGGUAGGAGGGCCUGCGCUGUCCCAGCUGCCCCCCCAUGCUUUUCAGUGCGCACAGGGAACGAAAGACCUGUUGGGUUCAGCCUCUCGCUCUCCGUGCCCCACGACGGGGAAACCCCAGCCUGUUGCUGCCGCCGACCCCGCGGUGACCUUUAACCCCGCUCUGAUCUCCGACCCCGCCGCCAUGCCCUCCCUGACCUGCGGUGGGCGUCACCACAGCCACACCACCAGCCCUCCAGACGAACCCCGCCACCACCACCACCACCACAACCGGCAUCACAGGACCCGGUCGAGGCGGGGCCGCGGCAGCAAGCGGCCCGCUCUCCACAUUUCUAACCCGGCUUACAAUGCCAGCCUCAGCCCCCCCUCCUCUCCGGGCCCGAGGCCUAGUCACACGGGAGCGCGGGACCCUAGACGGGACAGCAUUGUUGCGUUGCACUGACGUCUGCGUUCACAGUAUAUAUUAACUGAAUGUACCUGUGCUACACUUCUCAGCUCGGAAGCUCCGCAUGCUGUACUACAGUCUGGUCGGGCUUGCCUGACUCAUGGAGUAUGCCUGUCGGUUGCGUCCUCAGGUCCGGCAAUGUUGAUGUAUAUUUUUUUUGUCCUCAGUUGUCCAAUGUUGGUCGUCACAUGCCCACGUGAGCCGCUUGAACUUGUUUGUAGCCGAUUAGCGUUAUUCGCCUGUUGUUGCCUGCUUGAAUGAUUCUUGCCAAUGUCCUUCUACCUCGGUCAAUAGCUAGCUGUUUUUGCCUACAGGACUGCCUGUUUCUGCACCGUGGCCCGGACACAGACAAUCAUACCACACUAAGAAUCAGUUUUAGCGUUUGUUUUGUCCGUUCCAAUAUUCAAUGGGUCAGUCACUGAGUGCCUGUCUGCCUGCUUUUUAUAAAAAGCCGCGUGGCUCAAUUUCUGGGAGGGAUUAAUUUUAACGGGGGUGGUGUGUAGAGCAAAGGAAUUGGCCUCGUGCAUAAACAAACCGUCAGAUAUAAGUGAAUUGUUUAACUCUCAUUGUUUACCAUGAAAAGCACAAAGAAGAUAUUGGUAUUUUGAGUCGUGAACAUAGCUAAUCUUAAUGUUCUUUGUCUUGACAAAGUCAAGCUGGCACUAUAAAGCCUCAAUAAAGAAAACGUGCCCUGUUAGGAGGGUAAUAUCUGGCCUAGUCAAAAAAAUGUAAUCCUUUAUGCAAGAACUAAAUCCAGUGGAUGACAUUGAGUUUAGUAUGUUCUAGGAAACCCCAUUCAUUAAUACUAGUAUGUAGCAAUGUCUCUGAACGUGAAGAGAUCCCUACAUCGAUAACAGCACCUCUCAUGUGUAACCACAGGCCGAAGGCCAUUUUAGAUGACUAGUAAUCACGUGGACGUAACUGAAGUGAAUUGGCAGACAAGGGCAUCUUGAAAAUCUGAACCUUUUUAUUUUUUGGGGAUUCUUAGCCACUUAUUCAACAAAUAACUGUCAGUACUACAGUAUACCUCAAAUGCCUCGCUCCACACCAGAAUGUUAUUUCUCUUUACUUACUAAGCAUUGUUUCUUGUGUAAACCUCUAAUACUUCUAUAUACUGUAUCCGAGACGUGUUAACCGUGUCGUACAUUGCAUGUGGUUACUUCAAGCCAUGUCCAAAGAGUCCUUCACUAUCAGGCUGUGUUAUUUAGUGAGUGCUAAUGGGUAUUCCUUCACUCACAAACGAUGCAAUGCCUGGAUCAGCCCUGUUCCUUUGGCAAUACUAGACCAAUUAUUCCCCUUUUGGAGCGUUUUCAUUUGCGGGUUUGACAUCUUGUACUCUGUGAUAAAACGUAAGGGAAUACCAAACCAGCUGAACUGAAGGGGGAGAAUUGAGACUGUGUUUUCAGAUCGAGAUUUGUCUAUGCGUGUCCAAGUUUGAAUGAUUUGAUAUGCAAGUUAAAUGUAAAGGUACGUGUUGAUACACUGUAUACGCCUGCAAUACAUGCACAAAAAAUGCGGUGAAUCGACACUGACCCUGAAACGUCACCAAUAUGGAGUCGAAGGCACACAAUGUUCACUAAUCACUUUCACAAACAUCCUAGGUAUACUGUACUAACCAGGUUAUUGUAAGGUUUUUAUUUUUCCCCCUCGAAGAUUUCGGUUUGUUUUUCAAUUGAAUUGU
This is a messenger RNA of Esox lucius (northern pike), 4034 nucleotides long. RefSeq names its product zinc finger DHHC-type palmitoyltransferase 18b (gene zdhhc18b). NCBI's taxonomy places the organism in Eukaryota, Metazoa, Chordata, Actinopteri, Esociformes, Esocidae. The record is from RefSeq and is a predicted model, not a curated record. Gene Ontology annotation, biological process: protein targeting to membrane; peptidyl-L-cysteine S-palmitoylation. The transcript has 9 exons. Bases 842 to 2350 code for a protein of 502 amino acids. Gene Ontology annotation, molecular function: protein-cysteine S-palmitoyltransferase activity. Gene Ontology annotation, cellular component: Golgi apparatus; endoplasmic reticulum.